AUGAUUCAACAAGUGUUCGUUGAGUACACCGUCAAAGUUUAUACCCCAGAUGCACUUGCGUGGAGUUACAACAUACUGACCGUAAGGAUUGAAGGACAAGGGAACGCAGAAACUACAGAACAUGUUUUGCACGAGACAACACAAGACACAGAAAACAACCUACACGUGAUUGCAUCAGAGUUCUAUGAUCUUGAUGUGGGCACUGUGAAGAGGAUUGACAUAAAAGCAAGCAGGACCCGAGACAAUGCUUCCUGCUGGUACCUAAACGAGACCAAGGUUAUUAAGGGAGGAGAAACGGUAACUGCAUUCUUCAGACAAGUGAUUCCACGAUGGCCGAAAAAAGGCGUUUGGUAUUCUGCUGCAGCAUGGCUUCGACCUUACGCCACCUACUCCGUAGAAAUUUACACGCCGAACACCGACAUUAAAGAUGUGUACAGACUGAAAGUUAUUAUUCAUGGAUGGGUGUUCGAGCGAACUGGCGAACACAUCUUGGUUGAUCCUAAGACUACGCCAACAACAGAAUCUAUAGGAGACAAACUUGUCAUCAAAGCCAGUUUCGUUGAUCGUAACGUGGGUGCGGUGUCAGGGAUUUGGAUAGAGCCAACAGUGACGGCUAAUUGGGCCAUUCAAAAGAUGAAGGUAACAAAGGAUGGGGAAACGGUAACUGCAAUGUUCAGUGGUGGAAAGAUACGAGCCGGGGAUGUCCACUGGAUAUAUCGUAAGUCAGCGCAAAAACCUUGCUAUAGAAAAUAUUUAUUGUUUUUGAAUUGUGAUGGCCACGUUUCCCUUUUAAAACUUGUUCUUCUUGCAGAAGUUUUAUCUCUAGCCCAGAAGAACGUCUUAAAACUUUAAUUGAAGUUUAGAACAGCUGUCUUAGGGAGAAUCGUUUUAUGUUGGCUUGCUCGAUUCAAGCUGUUAAAUGGAGCGGGUCUAUAUUCAGCCAAUAUGGGACAGUUGCCUCUCAACCAGCAACAAAAUUAAUUAUUGACGAUAGUAAUUUGAAAGUGGGAUUGUUGAUCUCUCUUAAUUCAAAUCUUAUUUUUCCUUGUGAU
This is a messenger RNA of Orbicella faveolata, 1052 nucleotides long. RefSeq lists its product as uncharacterized. Lineage: Eukaryota; Metazoa; Cnidaria; Anthozoa; Scleractinia; Merulinidae. The record is from RefSeq and is a predicted model, not a curated record.